Molecule: messenger RNA, 4595 nt
Organism: Cavia porcellus (domestic guinea pig)
Lineage: Eukaryota; Metazoa; Chordata; Mammalia; Rodentia; Caviidae
Product: leukocyte immunoglobulin-like receptor subfamily A member 5
Exons: 8
Coding region: 100-1587 (495 amino acids)
Biological process (GO): cytokine-mediated signaling pathway
Cellular component (GO): plasma membrane
Molecular function (GO): inhibitory MHC class I receptor activity
Source: RefSeq, a predicted model, not a curated record
CUAUCAAGGGCAGAAACCCGUGCCCAGCUACAAAACUCAGUGUGUCAGGCACUGUGGUCUCAUCUAUGCACACAGUCUCACCUGGACGUAGGAGAUACCAUGCCCGCCACACUCACAGCCCUGCUCUGCAUUGGGCUGAAUCUGGGCACCAGAACCCAAGUGCAAUCAGGGACACUCCCCAAGCCCAGGCUUGGGUCUAAGUCAGGAUCUGUGAUACCACAAGGGAAACCUGUGACCCUCUGGUGUGAGUGGACGCUGGGGGCCCAGGAAUAUGGUCUGUAUAAAAAGGGAAGCCAGGAGCCCUGGAUAAAAAACACGUCACUGGAACUCAAGAACUCGGCCCUGUUCUUCAUCUCAUCCAUGACCCAGCAACAUGCAGGGCUACAUCGCUGUUACUACCGAGUCCCUUUCGGUUUGUCAGAGGGCAGUGAACCUCUGGAGCUGGUGGUGACAGGAAUCUACAGCAAGCCCAGCCUCUCAGCCCUGCCCAGCCCUGUGGUGAACUCAGGAGGGUCUGUGACCCUGCAGUGUGGCUCACAGCUGGGAUUUGACAGGUUCAUUCUGACUAAGGAAGGAGGAGAUAAGCACUCCUGGACCCAGGACUCACAAAAAGACUCUAGUGGGCAAUUCCAGGCUCUGUUCCCUGUGGACCCUGUGACCCCCAGCCACGGGUGGAGCUUCAGAUGUUAUGGCUGUUACUGGAAUCAGCCCCAGGUAUGGUCAGAGCCCAGUGACCCCCUGGAGCUCCAUAUCUCAGGGCUCACUGUGCACAGUCAGAACACAUGGACCACUCUUGCCUUCUUCCUCGCAGGGUCUCUCCCAAAACCCAAGCUCCAGGCUCAGCCAGGCUCUGUGAUACCAUGGAGGAGUCCUGUGACCCUCUGGUGUGAAGGGACCCUGGAGGCCCAACAAUACUAUGUGUUCAGAGAGGGCAGCCCAGCAUUCUCAGAAACAAAGAUGUCUCCUGGGCCCAGGAACAAGGCCAUGUUCUUCAUCCCAUCCAUGAAAGAAGAUGAUGCAGGGAGAUAUCACUGCUACUAUCACAGUACUGAAGGCUGGUCAGAGCUCAGUGAUGCCCUGGAGCUGGUGGUGACGGGAGUCUACAGCAGACCCAGUCUCUCAGCCCUGUUUGGCCCUGUGGUGACCUCAGGAGGGAACAUGACCCUGAAGUGUGUCUCAUGGGAGCAAUUUGACAGGUUCAUUCUGACUAAGGAAGGAGGAGACAAGCUGUGCUGGACCCUGAACUCACAGCGAGGCCCCAGUGGGCAGGUCCAUGCCCUGUUCACUGUGAGUCCUGUUAUCCCCAGGCAGAGGUGGAUGUUCAGAUGCUAUGGCUGUUAUAAUACGAACACCCAGGUGUGGUCAAAGCCCAGUGAUGUCAUGGAGCCUCUGAUGUCAGGAGCAGCUGAGACCAUCAGUACAUCACAGAACAGCUCAGAGCCCAAGACAGGCUCACAGCCCCAGGAUUACACAGUGGGGAAUCUCAUCCAGAUGGGCCUGGCUGGCCUGGCUCUGGUGGCCUUUGGGAUUCUGCUCUUCCAAGCUCACUGCAGUCAAGGAAGGACUCAAGAUGCAGCCAGUAUUUGAGGACAAGAAUGAGCCUCAACAUAUGAAGUACCAAAGCUAGGUCAAGAAGAUGUAAAAUUACUGAAUAAUACCAUUUAUAUUAAUGAAAUUGGAAAUGUAAUUAAGUCCCUACCUACAAAGAAGAGCCCAGGCCAGACGAUUCACUGAUUAAUUCUACAAGAAAUACAAAGAAGACAAUGUCAACACUCCUCAAACUCUUUAAUGAAAUCAAAAGGGAAGCAAUUCUUCCUAAUUGAUUCCUGGAAGCAAGUAUUACUCUAGUACCAAUAGAACUACGGGCCAGUCUCCCUAAUGAACACAGAUGCAAAAAUCCUCAAUAAAAUAUUGGUAAACAGAAUGCAGCAAAUCAUCAAGAUUAUACACCAGGACCAAGUGGGAUUAAUCCCAAGCAUGCAGGGAUGGUUCAACAUACGUAAAUCAAUAAAUGUAAUUCACCAUAUCAAUAAAGCCAAAAGUAAGAAUCAAAUAAUAAUUUCUAUAGAUGCAGAAAAAGCUUUUGAUAAGGUCCAACAUUCAUUCAUGAUAAGAACUUUACAAAAUAUUGGAAUAGAUGGUCUUUACCUCAAUAUAAUAAAGGCCAUCUAUGACAAACCAACAGCCAGUAUCAUACUAAAUGGCCCAAAACUGAAGACCUUUACCUUAAAAUCAGGCACAAGACAAGGAUGUCCCUUAUCACUGCUCCUAUUCAACAAAGUACUGGAAAUACUAGCCAGAAUAAUAAUAUGAGAGAAAUAAAAGGGGCAAAGAUAGGAAAAUAGGAAGUUAAAUUAUCAUUAUUUGCAGAUGACAUGAUACUCUACAUAGAAGACCCACAAAACUCCACUGAAAGACUCCUAGAUAUAAUAAAUAAAUUCAGCAAUGUAGCUGAUAGCAAAAUCAAUACUCAAAAAUCAGUAGCAUUUCUAUACACUAACAACAAGAUCAUUGAGAGAGAAAUAAAAGAAGCCACAUCCUUCACACUAACAUCCAAAAAAUAAAAUACUUAGGAAUUAAUGUCACAAAAGAAUUAAAAGACCUAUGCAGGGAAAAUUAUGAUACCAUGAAAAAUAAAUUGAAGAGAAUCUCAGAAGAUGGAAAGAUAUUCCUUGUUCAUGGAUAGGAAGAAUAUAUAUUGAAAAAAUGGCCAUUCUCCCAAAACUGUUAUACAGAUUCAGUGCAAUCCCAAUGAAAAUACCAUCAUCAACAUACCUCAUAGAUCUAGAGAAAUCACUUCUAAAAUUCAUCUUGAGUGAGAAGAGACCUAGAAUAGCAAAGACAGUUCUAAGCAGCAAAGGCAAGGCAGGAGGCAUCACAAUCCCUGACUUGAAGUUAUACUACAAAGCUACUGUAAUAAAAUCAACAUGGUACUGGAAUAAAAACAGAUCAAAAGAUCAAUGGAAUAGAUCUACAAACACACUCAGGCACCUUACCGUUGAUAAAGGGGCCAAACAUCUUCACUGGGAAAACAACAGUCUCUUUAAUAAAUGGUGCUGGAAAAACUGUCUUUCCAUAUGCCAAAAACUAAAACUAGAACCGUGCCUAUCACCAUAUACUAAACUAAAUGGAUCAAAGAUCUGAAUAUUAAGACACAAACACUAAAUCUGUUGGAAGACAAAAUAGGUAAAAAUCUUGAAGACAUAGGGGUAGGUAGAGAAUUAAUGAACAGGAAUCAAACCACAUGGGAAAUACUUCCCAGAAUCAAUACCUGGAAUCAUGUCUUAUUAAAAAGUUUCUGCAUGUCAAAAGAAAUCUCUACCAUAGUGAAAAGAAAACCCAAACUGGGAAAAAAAUCUUACUGAACUGUCCAUCAGACAAAGGACUUCUGUCUAAAACAUAGAAAGAAUUUUAAAAUUCAGACCCCCAAAACUCAGAGAUCUAAUCCAAAAAUGGGCAUCUGAGAUGAAUACACAGUUCUCAGAUGAAGAAAUACAAAUGACAAAUAAAUACAUGAAAAAAUGUUCAUAAUCAUUACUCAUUAGAGAAAUGCAAAUUAAAACAACACUGAGAUUCCAUCUCACUCCAGAAAGAAUGGCUGGGAUCAAGAAAACAACCAACAACAAAUUGUGGAGAGACUGUGGGGAAAAGGGAACUCUCCUGCAAUGUUGGUGGGAGUGUAGACUGGUACAACCAUUGUGGAGUUCAGUCUGGAAAUUUCUCAGAAAGCUGGGAUUGGAAGUCCCGUUUGUCCCAGCUAUUCCACUUCAUGGCAUUUUCCCAGAAGAACUGAAAACAUCAUACCACAGUGGUAUAUGUGAACCAAUAUUUAUAGCAGCAGAAUUGGUAAUAGCCAUAUCUUGGAAACAACCUAAGUGUCCAUCAACUGAGGAAUGGAUAAAAAUGCUGUGGUAUUUUUAUACAAUGGAGUACCACUCAGCUAUAAAGAGUGAUCACAUUGAGAUAUAUAUAAAUAAAUGGAUGCAACCUGAGACCAUGAAAUAAAUCAAACUCACAUGUAUAAAUACCAUAUAGUCUCCCUAGUGUAAGAAUUGAUAAUAGUACAUAGGAGUUUAUGGUAAUCAUGAUUCCCCCGUUACAUUGCUUUGAAGCCUUAUAAUGUCUGCAUUCAUUAGUUGGAAUGGUUUUAUCCUGGUUUGUUUGAUUUUACUUUCUGCGCUAGUAUGAACAGCUCUUGUGAAGGAAAUAAGACAUUAUAAUAGCCAGUGAUGAUUUAAUAUCAUCUUACUCUGAAGUCCUACUAUGCCUUUGUUUUUCUGUUUCCUUUGGUUCUGUGAUGUUAUAUCUUAUUGGAUAUUAUUGUAUGUGAUAGUAUAAACAAUUUUUCUAUGGAAAAUGAGGUAAUAUAGUAGCCAUUGUUCAUUCUCUGCUAUUUGGUUCUGAAACCCCUGUAAUGCUUUCAUUCUUUUGAAUGGUUUUAUACUAUUUUGUUAUUUUUGAUACUAUUGUACAUGAAGCUAUGCUCAACUAUUUCAAACAAAAAGAUAUUAUGGUAGUUACCAUUAAUUAUGGGUUGUCUUGUGGUAAAAUUAUUUGUUGUUUGCUUUGUUCUAAUCUGAUUUGCUUUGUUAUGA